AUGUUGAGAGUAGGAGAUCUUGGUGAAGCCCCGGUUCAAGUUUUAGUGACUUGGGCAUCUGGGUUGAAGGAGAUAGGUAAUUGCUACUUUAAGAAAGGGGAGUUUAAAUCGGCAGUCAUGGUUUAUGAAACAGUCUUGGAUGUUAUUGUUUCUGAAUUCUCCAUGGAGGAAGAAAUGGAUAAUAAUAUCACCAUACUUGUCAAUUCUUGUUUUUCGAACUUGUCAGCGUGUGAAUUAAAGCUUGGAAACUAUGACACUGUCAUUUCUUUAUGUUCCGUCAUCUUGGCUAGGGACCGAAACAACACCAAAAGCCUCUACAGAAGAGGUCAAGCGUAUGCUAGAUCUGGUGAUGUCAAAUCCGCUAUGUCAGACUUUGAAAAAGCAUUAGCAUUAGCACCUCUUGAUAAAGCUAUCAAAAUUGAAAUUUCAAGCCUUCAUGAAAAAAAUCAAAGGAUACCAUCUUGA
Spinacia oleracea (spinach) is the source of this 465-nucleotide messenger RNA. RefSeq lists its product as uncharacterized. The transcript has a single exon. The coding region runs from base 1 to 465 and encodes 154 amino acids. Gene Ontology annotation, molecular function: protein binding. The record is from RefSeq and is a predicted model, not a curated record. NCBI's taxonomy places the organism in Eukaryota, Viridiplantae, Streptophyta, Magnoliopsida, Caryophyllales, Amaranthaceae.